Closterium sp. Naga37s-1 is the source of this 2928-nucleotide messenger RNA. NCBI's taxonomy places the organism in Eukaryota, Viridiplantae, Streptophyta, Zygnematophyceae, Desmidiales, Closteriaceae. The record is from the annotation of a GenBank genome assembly.
AUGGCGCAGAAUCCCUCAGCACCGACCUCGUCGUUGGAGCCGCCAAGUCUGCUGGUGGUGGGGGCAGGUCCAGUGGGUCUCGUCGCGGCGUGCGAGUUGCGGCGCCACGGGCUGCACGUGCGCGUCGUGGAGCGGAAUCGCGCGCCGUCGGAGCACUCCAAGGCGCUGGCGCUGCACGCGCGCACGCUCGAGAUCUUAUCCGCGCAUGACGGCGUAGUGGACGCUUUAAUCGCCGCGGGAACCAUAGUGGAGGGAAUUGAGGUCCGAACAGACGGACAAAUGGCGGCGUCGCUUGCUAUUUCAGAGAUAAACGGCGGCCCCGCCGGAGAUGACGGCGGAAGGCACGGCAGGGACCACGGCCUGGCGCGCCGCGAGGAGCAAUCCGCGGAUUGCGGGGACGACUCCAGGCCGAGCGUGUGGGCGACACGGUUCCCGUUCGUGCUGAUGGUGCCGCAGAGCGACACGGAACGGAUUGUGGCGCGCUGCCUGAAGGACGUGUAUGGGACGGACGUGGAGUGGCAGACGGAACUUGUCAGAAUCCGUCAGGACCCGAGUGCAGUGCACGUGGAGCUACGUCAUGAACGUGGGCGCACGAGGCAACCCCCCACCCCUGCCACACCAUCUCACUCCACAGCAGCAACUGCUGUAGUGACAGGCACAGAGACUGCAACCAAAGGGAUGGGGAGAGAGGAGUGGAGAACGGUGGAAGGGGGUGGGGCGGAGGGCGAGGUAGAGGCGGCAGCGUUUGACCUGGUGUGUGCAUGUGAUGGGCCGCACAGCACGUGCCGUCGCCAGCUGGGGCUCUCCUUUGACGGGCUGCAGUACCCCAUGCACGCGGUCCUUGCUGACGUGGCACUUUCCCAUUGGCCGUUCCCGAGGAACAAGGGCCACGUGUUCACUCGAGGUAAACGUGUGGUGGCACCUGGUGUGGGGGGGGGAGGGGGAGGUGUUUUAGUGGCUCUGCCGUUUGGGGUGGAUGGCUUGUGGCGGUUGAUCUUUGAUGAAGGAACGGCCAGGAUGUUUUCUCCAGCAGGGCUGAUUGACCAAACCGAGGCCCUCAGGCACAGCAAAGGGAAGGCGGCGGAGGGAGGUGGGGCAGCAGCAGGGGAAGUGGGGGAACGGGGGCUGGGAGAAAGGACAGGGAAGGGAGGAGACAAGAGUGAGACUCCAUAUGUGGAGAUCCCAGCAGGGAUGUCAUCCUCAGUAGAUGUAUCUGACACCACAGAGGUCCCUCCACCAUCAUCAGACAUCCCAUCCGCAUCAACAGCAGAAUCUGUAUCCACUGCAGGAGUCUCAUCCCCAGCACGUGCGGUCUCAGCAGUGGUAUCUGAGACGGCCCAUCAUGGCACGACCACCAUCCCUUCCGCGCCGCUUUCUUCCACUGCUCCUUCUGCUGCUUCUGCUUCUAGUCUUGCCCCUGAUGGUUCUGGUGGUGGCAGCGCUGGUACAGCACCGGCCCCUUCCCCAGUGACAGCUCAGCAGCCAGCGUUGACACCUCAGCAUUUGUCCGCCAUGCUCAACGCCAUCAUGCCAUGUGGCGCCCACGUGGACAGCAUCCAUUGGUGCAGCGUCUUCAGCAUGCACCUGCGCUCCCUGAACCGUUUCCUCCAAUCCCGCGUCUUAUUCCUAGGCGACGCAGCCCACAUACACAGCCCUGUAGGCGGCCAGGGGCUUAACACAGGAGUGCAGGAUGCUUAUAACGCAGCGUGGAAGCUGGCUCUGGUAGGAAGGGGCAUCGCAGGGUGGGAGCUAUUAAAUACGUAUGACACAGAGCGAAGGGCGGCUGUGGCGCAGGUUCUUAAAGCCACGGAUGUUGGCACUCGGGCUAUGUUCCUUCCGACCCUACUCACUUCUCUCUCUCGCUCUGCUGCUUUCUUCCUCCUCUCUCACUCUCACUCCCUCAGAGUCGCAGCAGCAGCCACUGUAGCUCAGCUGUCCCUGCAAUACCCUCCCUCCUCUCUAUUCCUACAGGAUCUCCCCUCCACUCUCUCUUCCCUCCUCUCCUCUCCUCUCUCUGCUCCCCUGCGCCUCCUGCCCCCGCCUGUUGCUGCUGUCUUAGCGCCAGCAGCAGCAGCAGCAGCGCCGGGAGCACGGGCACCAGAUGCCCUGCUGCUGCUGCUGCUGCCUCCCUCUCACUACACCCACACUUCAGUGCCACCCGCCACUCCCCACUACAGUCCCGCUCGUCACGGUCACACUGUGGCAUCACAGUCUCCCCCUCAGUCCAGUGGUGGUGGCAGCAGCAGCAGGAGGGUUGAAGGCGUAGCAGAGACACGCCAACAGCAGCAGCAGCAGCAGCAGCAGCAGCAGCAGCAGCAGCAGCAGCAGCAGAAAGCAGAGCAGUUGCAAAGGGCAGUGCAACUACAAAAAGCUUCCCAGCAAAUCGGAGGUGGCGGGUGGCAGCCGUGCUCCAUGCUCCACCUGCUCUCCUCCUGCAGCCUGGACGGAGGCACACCCUCCCACCACCUGCUGCUCUUUGCUGGCACCGGCUUAAAACCAUCUCUCCUGCGGCAGCUCAGGUUGUUUAAAGAUGAGGCUCUAGCAGCGGCAGUGGGGGGGAGAAGAGGGGCGGAGGGCGAGGAGGCUGCCUGGAAGAUUCCUGUUUCUGUGCAUUGUGUUCUGGAGGCUCGGGCGUCUGCUGAGGGGAUUGUACAGGCUUUCCGGGAGUUGAUUGGUGGCGUGGAUGGGACACGUGGCAGCGAGGGUUUGGCCAGCAGCAUCGGUGUUUUUGAGCCAUGGGGGCAUGUGAGCGUGUGUGUGGAUGCGCAUGGGUAUGCAUACAAGAGGUACCAUGGGGAUGCAUGCCCUUUUUACCUGGUGAGGCCGGAUGGGCAUGUGGCACUGAGGGCUGGGCAGUGGCAGCCGGGCAGGGCACAGGCGUACUUUGAUGGCAUCAGAGGGCGUUUGGGCAAGGCUGGAGGGGGUUAG